UCAUGAUGCCACACGGCGUGUCGAGAAAGCAUGCAGCUAUCAAUCUUACCCAUGUUUGGAGAUGACAGAGCGCACAUGUCCCUCCGCUUUGAAGGGGCAGAUUUGUCUAUUUAAUGAAGGAUCUCUACCUACAACAUUGUUAUGCUACAUUGACAAAGCUCAGUCAAUGAUUAGAGUCAUUCGAACUGCAUAAAGAAUUCGAACAAUGUCCACCUUGAAGAGCCAGAUUGGUGCCACAAUGAGUGACAAGCAGAUCGAGACUGAGCUCGGCGAAUCCCUUGCACUUCGCGAAUCUGCCUUGACCACGAAUGUGCCGGGGGAGCUGACUCCAGAAGACGACAAGGCAAUUCUGAGGCGAAUCGACCUUCAUCUCAUGCCGCUCCUCACGAUAUCAUAUAUGCUACAGUUCAUUGACAAGCAAACGCUCAAUUUCUCCUCAAUCAUGGGAAUAAUGACAGAUUUGGAUCUGAAAGGCACAGACUAUACCUGGUGUGCCAGCGCCUUCUACUUCGGGUACCUUGCAUUCACAAGCGUUGGGAGUUUUCUCAUGGUCCGUUUACCCAUUGGAAAAUACCUGGCCACAUCAAGCAUCAUCUGGGCUAUUAUUCUUGGGUGUCAUGCCGCAACACAAAGCUUCACCGGCCUGUUCAUUGCAAGGUUUUUCCUUGGAGCCGCCGAAGCGUCCAUCAGCCCCGGCUUUUCUCUGAUCACCGGAAUGUGGUACAAGCGACAAGAGCAGCCAUUUCGACACGGGAUUUGGUUUUUUGGCAACUCUGUUGCAGUCAUGUUUGGUUCGCUGCUUGGUUACGCCAUUGCACACAUCCGUGGAAGUCUUGCUGCUUGGCGGUGGGGUUUCAUCAUAUUUGGUCUGGUGACCUUGGUAUGGGCCAUCGUGCUCCUCAUCUUCCUUCCCGAUGCACCCAUGAAGGCACGUUUCCUGUCUCCAGAGCAGAAGGUCAAAGCGGUCGACCGGGUUCGGUCCAACCACACCGGCAUAAAGGACAAUCAUUUCAAAUGGGAACACGUUCGAGAAGCACUUACGGACGUCAAAAUCUGGCUGCUGGUCAUCUACCAACUUUCAUUCAGUAUUCCCAAUGGGGCCUUCACCGCUUUCAGCAGCAUCAUCCUAAACGGCUUCGGCUUCACCAUUUUCCAGGUCUACCUGCUCAGUAUUCCCAUGGGUGUCGUGCAUGCAAUUUUCUCGCUCGGAUGCACGCUUCUGUGUAGUCGGUUCAAAAACAUCAGGACUCUCGUCGCUGCCUCGAUUUGUUUGGUCAGCUUGGGUGGCUCAAUGUUGGUGCGGUACGGUCCCAAUCAGGGAAGUAAGCUGGUCGGUCUCUACCUUUUUAUCAUAUACGUCGCCGGCUUCCCCCUCAGCCUGUCCAUGAUCUCAUCGAACGUUGCCGGCUUCACCAAAAAAAGCGUUGCGUCAGGAAUGAUGUUUAUGGCUUAUACGGGCGGAAACAUUAUAGGCCCGUUCCUGUUUUUCCCACAUCAAGCACCCACUUAUUCGAGCGGCUUUCUCGGAACAGGUAUCUGCUUUGGCAUUGCUACAGUUUCUAUGGUCACCCUUCGGUUUGUGAUCAUCUUUGAAAACAAACGACGCGACAGAGUUCAGAGGGAAGCGCCUGCUCAACAUUGCGAGGACCAAUCCAUUAAUGAUCUGACUGAUAAGGCGAAGAUGAAUUUUCGAUACCUGUAUUGAGUCACGAGAAGGCAUCAUUCUACGAGACUGACAAUCUUGCCAAGAGAGCAACGAUGCGGCGACGCCAUUCAAUCUGCAUUCGUCCAUGUCUUCCCGGGCGGAGUAUUUUCAAAAGUAGAUUUCUGGAACUCAACAUUGGCAGCUAAGGAGGAUAAAGGGACUUCUCAGAGAUAGGCGAGAACUAGAGAGUACUAAAGAGACCGCAGUAGAAAUCAGAUUGUCGUUGCGAGAGUGCGUGAGAGCGUGAGUGAGAGGGUAAGAAGAAAGUGAGGAGAGGGUGAGUCGUGAGUAGGUCGUCUUAAAAGCGGCACUGUCUCUGUGAGCGGCCGAGGGCUCGGAGCAGUUUGACCAUUGCUC
Molecule: messenger RNA, 2062 nt
Organism: Exophiala oligosperma
Lineage: Eukaryota; Fungi; Ascomycota; Eurotiomycetes; Chaetothyriales; Herpotrichiellaceae
Exons: 6
Coding region: 206-1705 (499 amino acids)
Biological process (GO): dipeptide transport; tripeptide transport; allantoate transport
Cellular component (GO): plasma membrane
Molecular function (GO): allantoate transmembrane transporter activity; dipeptide transmembrane transporter activity
Source: RefSeq, a predicted model, not a curated record